UCCCGUAAACUGGGACAGACAUUGCUAAAGAAGUCAGAUCCAUACUAGAGGAACAGUUCAGUCAUGGAGUCCACAUAGAUAAGGAUAACACACAACUUUAUGGACAAUACUGCUCAGCUUGUCGGAACAUUUGGAAAUGCUUUUGUGAAAGGCAAGUGAACUCUGUUCUCCUGCUCUCCCAGGGAGAUUACAGCAGGACAUGCUUCCAGCCACUGAGCAGCUUGACUUCACUUGCAGCGUCAUGGGAAUCCUGUUCAUGCAGAGGAGACCGAACUGUACUACUGUCAAGACACAGUCAGUAGUAGUCUUUAUGUGAAAUUAUGAAAGUCUACUAUAUGCAACCUGUUUGUGUGUCAGUAAACAAAAUUACAGGAUAGCGUUCUUACAACUGCCACCCUCCUAAAGAAGGUAAGAGGAGCUGGGGAGAUUUGUCCAUACAAAGGCCUUUUGUUCCCAGCCUGCGGCAGAGGUGGAAUAGUAGCAGCUUGGAUAACCGGAGGUGGGGAGAUGAACCUUUUGUGGCAUUUUCAGUGGACACUUUGCUAGAGCUGCUACCUGUUUCAGUUUGCCUCUCCUUGCUCUCAGUUGGUGUGGCACUUUGAGCAAACAUGGACAGUGCAAGUGAUAACUCAGAGGAACAGGGGAAGCAGCACGCUAGUUCCUUCAUGAAUGUCUUCAGCAGUAUCUUCACCCGGGAUAAAUCUGCCUCUUCAGACGUGGAGUCGGCCGUGCUGACAUCUUUCAAGGAGCUGGCAGAUGGUGAGAAUACUCCUCAAGCUACCAACAGUGAGAACAAGCUGCAGUGGAGGGGGGAUUUGCUUCAGGAUUAUGUGACUGCUUCCUGUGAUACAGAGCAGAGGUUUGGAUCAUUGGAAACUUGCGAGGACUCUGGUGAACAAGUUAGAGGAGCAGCUGGAGCCUCAGCUGAUCCAGAUCUGGUCCAGGUCACCAAGGUGGAAACGUACAGCGACACGGAAAAUGAGGACGAAGAGGCUUCCCACAGCAGCACCAGCCUGUCAGAGAAGUUUGCCAAGACCAGGGAUCCCAUCCUACCUGAGGAGGACAAUAAUACAGUGGACCAUGGUAAAGGAGAUGAGCUACAGCGUUCCACUGAGGCAGAGGCAGAGAACAAAGUGCCUGUGUUUAGAACACAUAAAUUUAAGGAAAGAUCCCGCAUAGAAGCUAUCCUAUAUUCAGACAGGUUCAUUAGCAGGACUAGCAGGAGUAAAACAGCUCCCGUCUCUUCAGUUUCCCAACAGGGAGAUGACUGCACUCCCAAGGAGAGCCGCACCACAGGGUCUGUGGAGGCAGAAACACUGAGUGAAGAGAAUAGAAGCAAAAAUGUGGGAACAGAUGAGAAUGAUGAUUACGCUGGCGUGGAUUGUUCUCAACCUGUUCCCUCCAUCAUCUCUGGUCAUCUUACUUUAGAGGCUGCAGGUCAUGAUGCUGCCACGGCCUCUGCACCUAAGCUGACAGAGGAUUUAGAUAGUACACAAAAGGAGGAGACACAUGAUCAAAGGGCUGAGGAUGAGGACGGGACUGAGGAACUUCACUCCAAUCAGGCGUCCUCUGUUCCCUCCUGUCCUAAGACUCCUGAAGUGUCAGUCCACCUAUCCUGUGGUCCAGAGGAACAGUCAGACACAGCUGCUAUUACAGAUUCAGGGUUCAAGAAACCCAUGUCUCCAUCAUCUGUACCUGAAGAGUCCCUUGUUGACAUGCAGCCAAAUGCCAGUCCUUCUUCACAGCACACAAGUGCUCCAAAGACACCUGAAACAAAUACACCACCUCCAGCAUCAUCUGUUGCACCAUCCUCCACCUCAUCCCCAUUCAGUGGCGCUGCUCUCUCUUCUCCCCCGUCCUUCCAGAUGCCUGCUCUCUUCAGUGGACUGAAGGUGCUAAAGAAAGGAGUGGUGGGUGAAGACAGGGAGACAGUGUCAGAGAUCAAGCAGAGAGAGAAGGAUGCUGACCUGGCUUUGCUCAGCCUGAAGAAGACAGUAAACAAAGCAAAGCUCUUCCCUGAGCAGAGGACAGUCUCUCCUGCCAAAAAACAUGCAGAGCCUAAACCUGUCGCAGAUACUAAAAGCAUUGUAAUGGGACAGCUCAGUCAUCUGCUUAACCAAGACAGCCACAAUGAGAAUAAACAGUCAGAUGAUGGCCAGGAUGCUGAUCCUGAACAAGUCAAAAAAGAGUCUGAGAAUGGAGUGGAGGUUAUGGAAGAGAAAACUUCAGUCCCAGAAACUCCUACAUCCACACCUGAAAGAAAGAAAACCUCGGACCUAGCCUAUGAAGCGUUCAGGAGCUUCUUUGGCCCCAAAACUGUCAAAAAGGAAAAAUCAGAAGAAGUGGAUCUGGAGGCAGUGAAAAGAAAAAUCAAGAAUGACAAGGAAAGUCUGAGGUCCAUUUUUGAGAGAGCCUCCAAAUUCCCUGGGAAGGAAGUCAAAAGUCCCACAGAGGCUAAUACGGAGGUCAUAUCACCGACAGACAGUGAGGACCGGACACCAGGGCGGUUACAGGCCGUGUGGCCCCCACCCAAACCUAAAGAUGAGGAGGAGAAGGUGGGGCUCAAGUACACUGAAGCAGAGCACCAGGCUGCCCUCUUGCAGCUGAAGAGAGAGUGCAAAGAAGAGUUGGAGACGAUGCAUUCUGACUUUGAGCUUAAGAUCUUCCAGCUGCGAGGUGAGCAUGCCGUCUCAAUAUCCCACCUGGAGGGAGUCAUUGCUAAGAUGCAAAGGGACAGGUCGUACAAUGCAGGUCAGGAGCGCGGUGAGGUCUGCGAUGCCGCCGUCUCCACUGCAGAUGACCUGACACCCAAGACCUGCCGCACCGUGGGUAUCCAGACGGACAGGGAGACUUUCAUCAAGAGCCCUGAGGGUGACGGCGGGGGCCUCGCUCAAAGCCCCAACCAGAACGUGCCGAAAAAACUCAACUUAGACUCUAUCGCUCUGAAUCUAAAAGGCGAAAUGGCCCCAGGUCCCUCCGGACCAGCCCCACCACCCCCACCUCCUCCUCCUCCCCCACCACCAGGCCUUUCAGGAGUACCACCACCUCCUCCUCCUUUACCAGGCAACGCAGGAGCGCCACCACCACCACCACCCCCUCCGCCACCUCCUUUCCCCGGAGGUGGCCCACCACCCCCACCUCCUCCUCCUCCCGCUCCUGGCCUACCUGGAGCUGGUCCACCUCCUCCUCCUCCCCCUCCUCCAGGGUCUGGCCCUCCACCGCCUCCACCUAUGGGGGGGUUCAGUUUUGGCCAGAAAGUGGCCCCAAGGAAGCCUGCCAUCGAGCCAGCCUGUCCCAUGAAGCCUCUGUACUGGACCAGGAUACAGAUACAGGACAAUAACAACAACACACUGUGGGGGUCUCUGGAGGAACCAAACAUCGUCAACACCAAUGAGUUUGAGGAUCUUUUCUCUAAGGCCACGCUGCAGCCGAAGAAGAAGCCCCUGUCCGACACCUAUGAGAAGAAAGCCAAAACUAAGAAGAUUAUCAAGCUGCUGGAUGGGAAGCGUUCGCAAGCCGUUGGCAUCCUCAUAUCGAGCCUGCACCUGGAGAUGAAGGACAUUCAGCAAGCUGUUCUUACUGUGGACAACUCUGUGGUGGAUUUGGAGACCAUUGAAGCUUUAUAUGAAAAUAGAGCCACCAGUGAUGAGUUGGACAAGAUAAUGAGACAUUACGAGAACUCUAAAGAAGAUGAAGUCAAACUGUUGGACAAACCCGAACAGUUUCUCUAUGAGCUCUCCCAGAUUCCUGACUUCGCCGGCCGGGCCCACUGCAUCAUCUUCCAGUCAGUGUUCCUCGAUACCAUCUCCUCCAUCCGUCGCAAGGUGGAGAUUAUCUCCAAUGUCUGCAAAGAGCUGCUAGAGUGCAACAGUUUGCGGGAUGUAAUGGGUCUUGUUCUGGCCUUUGGGAACUAUAUGAAUGGAGGCAACAGGACAAGAGGUCAGGCCGAUGGCUUUGGACUAGAGAUCCUCCCCAAACUAAAGGAUGUCAAGAGCAGGGACAAUCGUAUGAAUCUGGUGGAUUAUGUGGUUUUAUACUACCUACGUAACUUUGACAAGCAUGCUGGCACAGAAAAGAGUGUGUUUCCUCUGCCGGAGCCUCCGGAUUUCUUCCAGGCUGCUCAGGUUAAGUUUGAAGACCUCACCAAGGACACCAGGAAACUGAAGAGAGAUCUAACUGCCUGUGAGAAGGAAGUACAGAAGGUGUGUGCUAACUCGUCAGAGGAACACCUCCAACCCUUCCAGGAGAAGAUGGAGAGAUUUAUCUCUGCAGCUCAAAAGGAGCAUUCAGCUGAAGAGGACCGACUCAACUCAGCACAGAAAAGUUUCCAGGACAUGGUGAGCUACUUUGGUAUUAAGCCAAAACCUGGGGAGAAAGAAGUGUCCCUGAGCUACGUCUUUAUGCUGUGGUACGAGUUUUGCAAUGACUUCAAGAACACAUGGAUACGACAAAGCAAGAACAUCUCCAAGGAGAGACUGAAGGAAGCUCAAGAAAACAUCAAGAAGAUCACAGCAGAGAAGAGAGUCGAAACCAAGAAGAUCAAUGCCAACAGUCUGAAAGAAAGGCUGCGGCAAAAGGAAGCCAGCGUGUCCUCCAGCUGAAAUGACGAGUGACAAAGCAGGAGAAGAAGAGCGGAGUGGUGGCGGUAAGAAAGUUUGGGCAAGAACUCGGAUGAGAAAGUGUACAGUCCUCAUCCCUCCUGCGUUUACCACCUGCCUCAACAACACUAGACUGCCCUCUGUGCUCCGUACGAACUCACAAUAAAACCUCACUGGACUCUUACUACUGUCGUGUAUCUGCUCUACUAACAGCACUGGACACCCCCACCCAUCCCCACCCACCCUCAUGUUGAGCCUUUUUUUGGGUAAAGCUCCUGCACCGAGGAUGCAUGGCUGCCACAGCCGAAGUGAUGAGAGUCUUAAAGGCUAAAGGUUGACCUCAUUCAUCCAGCGUGGCGCGACCCCUGAGUGCCCAGCUUGUGAGAGGUCGCAGUGGGUCAGUGGGAUUCACAACAGUACCAGCUGACACAUCCACAAGAUUCCUUCCGGAUCCACAAGAGCUAAGAAUCCAUUCUUUUCAGAAGUGUAGUUGUUGCCUGAGACAGCGAAUGUACUGAAAAUGUUCCAACAUAUUCAGAGUGUUAAGACGUCGUUGCUGCUCCCAGCGAUUUCUGCUCAGACGAAAAUCCUCCGUUAACAAAACAGAUCUUUCUCUCGAAGCAGCUUCCAGUGUCCUCCCGCUGUAGCGAAUCGCGGUUCAUUCACCAUGGCUCAUUAAAAGUCUUGUAAAUAUGUCAUGUUGUAGAAUCGGCAGGGACGGCGCAGCUUUGAGGAGUAUGAUAAAUGAUCUGCUCUGGGCUUCAAGUGCAGAUGAAGACAUGUUGUGUAUAAACGUGUGCGUGCAAAAUCAGUGUGUGGAGGUUUCACUGUGUUGUGUGUUUCCACUGCACCAGACUGACCUCUCCUUGGUGACGGCCAGAGAAGGGCAGAACCUGGCAGUAAGUCUGGCCCUGAGCCUUGGACCCCCUCACACACACACACACUCACUUAAAAACAUUAGGAGAACACAGUAGGUUUUGGCCCAAGCACCCACUCACCCGAGAAUUGAAAUGUACUUAAUGCAAAGUUAAUCCUUGGUUGAGUGCUGUGCGUCACGUUGUGUCCGACACAGGUUUAAGCACUUUCCUGCUUUCAGUAGCUGUAUGUUGUAGCUCGCUGUCAGCCACACUCCUGUGUUAUGCGAACUGCGUGCAUUAUUUUCAUAUGUCUUGCACUGUUUUGCACCUCUUUUCCUAUGCAAGGGUAUGGUUUCCUUGUUAAAUGUUUCAUGAAUUGCAUUGCUUCAUGAUGAUCCCAUUAUUAUUAUUAUUAUUUUCCAAGAAAGUGUAUGUUUUCACAAAUAUUAGGCAUAACCACACUUCUGCAUCAUUCAAGAAAAGUAUAUUUAUGUAUGGAAAGAUUAAUUUUAUGCCAAAAAAAAAAAAUCUGCGUUGUUCCCUUUGAGGCUGUAUUUUUUUUAGUUGUAAUUGAAUUGACUAAGAAGCUGCCUGAUACGUGAGUCAAAUGAAAGAUAUAUUUUCACAUGGAUGUUACUUGUAUGUUGUGGCCAUGUAUGUGGGGGAGAUGAGGGUUGUAUUUUGGGUAUCGAGAACAUUUAAGCAUAUCACCUGAAAAAGCCAUGCCAGUUGCUAUACCUCAGACAGACUUCCAUUAUCAGAGAACCCAUCAAACUGCACCUUUAAUUACGUCUUUUUACCCUCUAAAUUCUUUCAUGUGUGCCAUUUAUUUUGUAUAAAAAACAGAGAUAUUUCAUAACUUUAAA
This is a messenger RNA of Toxotes jaculatrix (banded archerfish), 6321 nucleotides long. Its product is annotated as formin-like. Bases 609 to 4601 code for a protein of 1330 amino acids. NCBI's taxonomy places the organism in Eukaryota, Metazoa, Chordata, Actinopteri, Toxotidae. Gene Ontology annotation, molecular function: microtubule binding. The record is from RefSeq and is a predicted model, not a curated record. Gene Ontology annotation, cellular component: cytoplasm; nucleus; endoplasmic reticulum membrane. Gene Ontology annotation, biological process: actin nucleation. The transcript is spliced from 17 exons.